Molecule: messenger RNA, 1327 nt
Organism: Lolium rigidum
Lineage: Eukaryota; Viridiplantae; Streptophyta; Magnoliopsida; Poales; Poaceae
Exons: 3
Coding region: 108-1079 (323 amino acids)
Biological process (GO): response to desiccation
Cellular component (GO): cytosol
Source: RefSeq, a predicted model, not a curated record
CUCCAGCUGCCCCCACCUCCUCUCCUCAUCUUCGCCCCCACCACCGCGACACGCUCCGCCCGCGAUCUCCACGCGCCUCGUCUGCCCGGAGAUCCCCACAGCCAGCCAUGUCUUCCUCGGACAACCCCGACACGGUCACCGACCGCGGCCUGUUCGGCGGCAGCAGCAAGAAGGACGAGGACAAGAAGAAAGCGGAGGACAAGGAGGAGGACGGCGGCGGCGGGUUCAUCGAGAAAGUCAAGGACUUCAUCCACGACAUCGGCGAGAAGAUCGAGGAGGCGGUCGGGUUCGGCAAGCCGUCGGCGGACGUCUCCGGGAUCCACGUCCCGCACAUCGGCCUCCACCGCGCGGACCUCGUCAUCGACGUGCUCAUCAAGAACCCCAACCCGGUGCCCAUCCCGCUGGUCGACAUCGACUACCUCAUCGACAGCGACGGCCGGAAGCUCGUCGCCGGCCUCAUCCCGGACGCCGGCACCAUCCACGCGCAUGGCGAGGAGACGGUCAAGAUCCCGAUCUCCAUCUCCUUCGACGACAUCAAGGACACCUACGGCGACAUCAAGCCGGGCAGCAUCAUCCCCUACCUCGUCCGCGUCGUCCUCCUCGUCGACGUCCCCGUCUUCGGCCGGAUCAAGAUCCCGCUCCAGAAGGACGGCAAGAUCCCCGUCCCCUACAAGCCCGACGUGGACGUCGACAAGAUCAAGUUCCACCACUUCUCCUUCGAGGAGACCACCGCCACCAUCCACCUCAGCCUCGAGAACAAGAACGACUUCGACCUCGGCCUCAACCUGCUCCAGUACGAGAUGUGGCUCGGCGACGACAGCGUCGUCAACGCCGAGCUCACCGAGUCCACCAAGAUCGACAAGCAGGGCAUCACCAAGAUGCAGAUCCCCUUCAAGUUCAGGCCAAAGGACCUCGGCUCCGCCGUCUGGGACAUGAUCAGGGGCAGGGGCACUGGCUACACCAUCAAGGGCAAGAUCGAUGUCGAUACUCCCUUUGGGAACAUGAAGCUGCCCAUCGACAAAGUCGGCGGAACCACUAAGCUCAAGAAGGACGAUGACGACGACGAUGAUGAGGAGUGAAGUACUGUUACUGAACAUACAAGGUCCUGCAAGGGAAUGACUACCCAUGCCCUUAGCGCCAGCUGAAUACCUUUGUUGAUGGCAUCGUCUGAACAUCGUCCGCGUUUUAUGCUUCGCUGCAGCGGUGCUCAGUGUUCUUUGUGGAAACUCGUGUAGUGUGUAUUCUUCCUGUGUUAACUUUGUGUCUAGUGGAAACGAACCUGAGAAUAAAAUUCCAUCACCCCUUGUUGUUUGUGGGGUUAGCCAAA